Messenger RNA from Pseudocercospora fijiensis CIRAD86, 735 nucleotides. RefSeq lists its product as uncharacterized. The record is from RefSeq and is a predicted model, not a curated record. Gene Ontology annotation, molecular function: methyltransferase activity. The annotation marks the transcript as partial. Lineage: Eukaryota; Fungi; Ascomycota; Dothideomycetes; Mycosphaerellales; Mycosphaerellaceae. The transcript has 3 exons.
CGGACUGCUGACGAGCAUGCAACUCAUCUGCUCCCUUACAUCAAGCCAGAUAGUCGGAUCAUUGAUGUCGGAUGCGGAACUGGAUCCAUAACUCUCGACCUGGCUCGAAAAGUCCCCAAAGGAUUCGUCCUAGGCAUUGAAUACAACGAAAACUCAAUCCAAAUCGCAAAAUCCGAAGCAAAACGCCAAAACAUAACCAACGUGGACUUCCUCCGCGGCGACGCCAACGAUCUCUCACACCUGGAACCCUCAUCCUUCGACAUCUCCUACUCCCACCAAGUCCUAAUCCACCUCCCCAACCCUCCGUCCGUCCUGAAAGGCAUCUCCCGUCUCAUAAAACCCGGCGGUCUGAUCUCAACCCGCGACAACCAUUCAUUCUUCACCCACCCUACCAGCCCCGCCAACGAACGCGACUGGGAACUCUACCGCAUCUGGUCUCGCAAGAGAGGCGCCCAUCCUGACGCAGGCUUCAAAAAUCAUCUCUGGAUGCACGAAGCUGGGUUUGCGUGGGAGAGGAUCAAGUAUGGGAGUGCGGCGUGGGAAGCUCCGUAUAGUGCGAAACGGGAUUUUGCGGGGAGUCAGAAGAAUGGGUUUUUGACUGUUUAUGGCGUUGAGCCGGAGGAGGGAGAUCGGGGGUUUUUGAGGGAGUUGGGGGAGUUUUGGGAGAUGUGGGAGAAGGAUCCGGGGGCGAGGUUUGUUGGGGUUGAUGGGUGGGUCAUUGGGUUUAAGGAAUGA